CGGGCUCGUCGGCGAGCGCCGACUUCCGCAUCCGGUUCCAAGCGUUUCCGUUCUUAGUGGGCACAUCUGGGAGGUAGGUGGUGAUGGUGAGGAACGGGCUUCUAGACCGCCGGAGUGUGCUCGCCGAGGGCAUACUACAAACCUUCAGAUGCUGGCCUAUGGGAUUCAGCAGAGGAUGAGUCCUCGAUCCUGUCAUUGGUGAGCCACUCUUCCCACCUGCUCUCCUACCAUCCACCAUCCUCAUGUCUACCUUACUCCUCAAUCUGGAUUUUGGCGAACCUCCCCCCAAAAAGACUUUAGAAGGGAAUGCCAAGCACCAAAAAUUUGUCAAGAAGCGGCGGUUCUUAGAAAGGAGAGGCCUUCUAAAUAAGAAAAAACAGCCCCCUAACAAUGUGCCUAAGUUGCACUCGGAACCUGCAAAGAAAGGGGUAACUCCUCAGGUGGAUGGCACCUGGAAGAUUUCCCCCCUUCCAAAAAAGAAGAAGACUGCAGACUCGAGCUGUGGGUCAGAGCGGUCCCUGGACAAGAAAACGUCUGUGCCUUGGCUGACCCCUGCCCCUUCACAGAAGACUGGUUCUGUUGUGGCUAAAGCAGAUUUGCUGGAGGAGUUCCAGAGUUCCCUUCCAGAGAUGAAGAGCCCCCCAACUCGCCCUCCGAAGAAGAACCCCCAAAAGAACCCUAUUCAGAAGAAUCCACCACAUAACUCCGCCCUGGCUCAUUCAGAGAACAAAUGCUCUGGAGCAUCCCAGAAGAUACCAAGGAAGAUGGUGGCAAUUGACUGUGAGAUGGUGGGCACAGGACCCAAGGGGCAUGUGAGUUCCUUGGCUCGAUGUAGCAUCGUCAACUACAACGGGGAUGUGCUCUAUGAUGAGUACAUCCUUCCCCCCUGUCACAUUGUGGACUACCGCACCAGAUGGAGUGGUAUCCGCAAGCACCACAUGGCGAAUGCUACACCCUUCAAGAUUGCUCGGGGCCAGAUCUUGAAAAUACUCACAGGGAAGAUAGUGGUGGGACAUGCCAUCCACAAUGACUUCAAAGCCCUUCAGUACUUUCACCCCAAGUCUCUUACCCGAGACACCUCCCAUAUUCCUCCUCUCAACCGGAAGGCUGACUGCCCAGAGAAUGCUACCAUGUCUCUAAAGCAUCUCACAAAGAAGCUGCUGAACCGGGACAUCCAGGCUGGAAAAAGUGGGCAUUCCUCUGUGGAAGACGCUCAGGCCACCAUGGAGCUGUACAAGUUGGUUGAAGUUGAGUGGGAACAGUACCUGGCCCAGAAUUCCCCUAAAGAUUUAGCAGCAGUGGGGACACCGGUGGUGAAAGGAGAAACCGGGCUGUGAACCAAUGGACGGCUCUACCUGCUCCGCACCUUUGGAAGCUAAAGUUGUUGGGGGAGAGAGGCUCUACCCCAGACUUAAUAUCCAUUGAAAUCUCA
This is a messenger RNA of Eptesicus fuscus (big brown bat), 1432 nucleotides long. RefSeq names its product interferon stimulated exonuclease gene 20 like 2 (gene ISG20L2). Gene Ontology annotation, cellular component: nucleus. The transcript is spliced from 4 exons. Gene Ontology annotation, molecular function: nucleic acid binding; 3'-5'-RNA exonuclease activity. The coding region runs from base 243 to 1337 and encodes 364 amino acids. Gene Ontology annotation, biological process: intrinsic apoptotic signaling pathway in response to DNA damage by p53 class mediator. Lineage: Eukaryota; Metazoa; Chordata; Mammalia; Chiroptera; Vespertilionidae. The record is from RefSeq and is a predicted model, not a curated record.